This is a messenger RNA of Onychomys torridus (southern grasshopper mouse), 2774 nucleotides long. RefSeq names its product lysophosphatidylglycerol acyltransferase 1 (gene Lpgat1). Bases 147 to 1382 code for a protein of 411 amino acids. The transcript is spliced from 9 exons. Gene Ontology annotation, molecular function: acyltransferase activity. The record is from RefSeq and is a predicted model, not a curated record. Gene Ontology annotation, cellular component: endomembrane system. Lineage: Eukaryota; Metazoa; Chordata; Mammalia; Rodentia; Cricetidae.
GCCUCCUUCCGCUGGCCAUGCAUUCUUCCGGCUCCCGCAGCCCGGGCCCGGCCCCGGCCUGCCCGAGGCAGCCGCGAGGGGACUAGGGCGCCCGCGCGCCCGCUCGCGCCGCGCCUCGGGCCGCCUGGGCCGCCGCAGCCGCGUCCAUGACCGCGACCCCCGGGCCGGGGACUCCCGCCGCCGCCGCCGCCGCCGCCGCCGGCCCUCGGCCCUGUCGCCGCUCGCCGCCCGCGCCCAUUGAGAAAGACAGGACCGACGCCAAUGUGAGAAUGGCCGUGACCGUGGAAGAAGCUCCGUGGCUGGGCUGGAUGGUAGCGAAAGCCCUGAUGAGAUUUGCCUUCAUGGUCGCCAACAACCUGGUUGCUAUCCCAUCCUACAUCUGCUAUGUAAUUAUACUGCAGCCCCUCCGAGUGCUGGACAGUAAGCGCUUCUGGUAUAUCGAGGGACUCAUGUACAAAUGGCUUUUAGGAAUGGUGGCUUCUUGGGGAUGGUAUGCAGGAUACACAGUGAUGGAAUGGGGGGAAGAUAUUAAAGCAGUCUCUAAUGAUGAAGCAGUGAUGUUGGUGAACCACCAGGCAACUGGAGAUGUGUGUACAUUGAUGAUGUGCCUACAGGACAAAGGACCGGUUGUUGCUCAGAUGAUGUGGCUAAUGGAUCAUAUUUUCAAGUAUACAAACUUUGGAAUUGUUUCUCUGAUUCAUGGGGACUUCUUUAUAAGACAGGGAAGAUCCUAUCGUGACCAACAGUUACUGGUUCUCAAGAAGCACCUAGAACAUAAUUAUAGGAGCAGAGAUCGAAAAUGGAUUGUUUUGUUUCCUGAAGGGGGCUUUCUCAGGAAGAGGAGAGAAACAAGCCAGGCAUUUGCCAAGAAAAAUAACUUGCCAUUUCUUACACAUGUCACUUUGCCAAGGUUUGGGGCAACAAAUAUUAUACUGAACUCACUUGUAGCGCGGCAGGAAAAUGGAAGCCCAGCAGGAGGAGACGCUAGAGGGUUAGAGUGCAGACCAAGAGGCCUCCAGUGGGUAAUAGACACAACCAUAGCUUAUCCCAAAGCUGAGCCAAUAGAUAUUCAGACCUGGAUCCUUGGAUACAGGAGACCAACAGUCACCCAUGUUCAUUACAGGAUUUUUCCAAUUAAAGAUGUGCCCUUGGAGACUGAUGACCUCACCAGUUGGCUCUAUCAACGGUUUAUUGAAAAGGAGGACCUCUUGUCACAUUUUUACAAAACAGGGGCCUUUCCUCCUCUCCAGGGCCAGACGGAAGCUGUUUCCAGGGAGAUGACCCUCAGCAACCUGUGGAUAUUCCUCAUUCAGUCCUUCGCAUUUUUGUCAGGCUACGUGUGGUACCACAUCAUUCAGUAUUUUUACCAUUGCCUAUUUUAGGAACUGACUUGGACUUGUCACAUAGGAGUUCAGACUUCAUACAUGUGCAUUAUUUUACAUGUGCAAAUCUAAAUAUACAAAUCAAAAUAUAUAAAAAGCAAAGGAAAUUCAAAUGGAUGGAUUAAUGUUACCCCCUUUGGGGUAUUUUAAAACUCUGCAAUGAGGAUCAGUAAUACAAUGAUGUGCUACUAUAUUUUAAGAACUUUUCGUGUUUUAAAGAGAUACACUCUACCUUAUGUUUAUGCAAGCAUCACACUGGGAGAAGAGGAAAUCAUAAAAUCAUCCUAGAAGACUCCAAAAGAAACUGUUGCCACCAGAUGCCCUUGGUCAUGCCCCUGUUCAGAAGCUGUGCUCCUCUUUAGUAGGGCAGAGCUUCACAACGUUAAUGUGUCUACCCAUCAUGAUGAGGUACUGGUAGCCUGGAGAGCUGGUGGGCAAGUCCUGAGGACUGGUCUCCUUAUCUAGCAAGCUGCAGUCCUCAACCCUGGCUGAGGUACAGUGUUGGCAUUCUGUGGGGAGCAGUGUCCACUGUGCACCUGAUCACUGUGUCCCCAGAAAGGCUAGCUCAGCCCAGCACCGUGUUUACAUGUGCUAGUGUUUCCCUUCUGUCGGGAGAAGGGAGCACCCACUUUCUCUUUUUGUAUAGAAGGCACAUCAUAGAAUGAAUAUUGUAUUUUAGAAAAUGCACUUUUUUCAGAUGCAAAUAUAGCGAAGGAUAGGAACACAGCCUGACAAAGGGAAGCCUCACCUGUGAGCAGGCUCCCAGGAGGCUUUCUUGUCUGUGUGCUUGCCCAUGAUACGCUCCAGCACCAUCUUCAUUGGUCACCUCCCAGACCCCAUUCCCCUAUUGGUAGCUGGAUUCUCUCCACCCCCAAUUUUGACAUAGUAGCACCAAAUGUAUUUGGGGGCAGUUAAAGCAAAUUAACGUAAAACAUUUAAAUGACCAGUUUAAAGGAAAUAGACUAGCUUGUUAGGAAAUAAAAGGUAGAACCAGACAGUGGCUUGCAGUGUUGACACGGCCUCCUGUGAUCCCAGAGUCUGUGCAAACAUCAGUGUGUUCCAUCAUUAGCGUUAAGCAGCUGCCCUCUCAGGGCGGCAGAACCAGGACACGGCAGCUCAGUGCACUUCCCAGUCUCUUCCAGCUGUCCUUGAGGAGGGCAGAGUCAAGACAAAGUUUUCAAUUUGUCAUUGUGUUCAUGUGAUUUACCUCAUAGGAGAACUGAACUUUGCCAGAAGUGCAGGCACUGCGUCGUACUGAGACAGAGGGUUUGUUUAGGGUGAUGAAGUUCCUAAGCCUGAAAGUCAGCAGUAUUCUUCUGUGGCAUGAACACUGUAGAGUCCCCCAUUGUGACUAACAACACAAGUAACAAUUCUGAGAAAUAGGCUGUAAAA